AUGCUCCCAGCGGAUCAGUCCAAGGGCGUCACCACCUCCUGCCCGGGAGACACGGCGCGAAGAGCUGAGGCGACAGCUACCCUGGAGUGCAGAACACUGGAGGAUCUGCUGGAAGAACUGAAAAAUGAGAUUGAGAAGAGGCAGGCAAAAACUGCCACCAAAGCCUCAGAGGAGAUCUCCCAGCUGGACAACCCAACGCAAGGGCAAGAGGGGAAGCGUCAGAAAUCUGAUGGGAAGAGCACCCUCAGCAGGUGUGGGAAGGUGACUUUCCAGCUGCCAGCAGAUGCUUCUCUGGCAUCGGAGGAGAGAGUCUGUCAUUCCUCCUGGAGGAGCAGCGCUCUGAAGGAUACUCUGAAGAAGCUACGAGCCAUUGUGACCCUGGACCCUGACACGGCUCACCCCGACCUCAUCCUCUCCGAGGACCGUAAGAGCGUGAGACGCGGGGAAGGACGCCAGGACCUGCCUGACAACCCGGAGCGAUUUGACUACUGGCCCUUCGUGCUGGGAUGCCAGGGCUUUGCAGCCGGCCGGCAGAGCUGGGAGGUGGAGUGGGGGGGACAAGUUCGGGCACUCACCACCCGCAAGGUGACCCUCCUCCCCCUCCGUUGGGUGCCCCGGCGGGUCAGCGUCCACCUGGACUACGCCGGAGGGACGGUGGCAUUCUUUGAUGCAGAGGAGGGGGGGCUCAUGUUCAUUUUUUCCCGUGCCUCCUUCACGGGGGAGAGGGUCCGCCCAUGGCUCUGGGUGGUGGGGGCCAGGUCCCAGCUCAGGCUGUGCCCCUGAGACAUGGGGACCAGCAUCCCCCCCCCUCCCCCCCCAGCGUCAGGGGACAACCCCUUGUCCCCUGUGCUACCCCUGGGACUACAAGGAAUGGAGUCAAUGGGGA
Molecule: messenger RNA, 886 nt
Organism: Egretta garzetta (little egret)
Lineage: Eukaryota; Metazoa; Chordata; Aves; Pelecaniformes; Ardeidae
Product: E3 ubiquitin-protein ligase TRIM39-like
Source: RefSeq, a predicted model, not a curated record